This is a messenger RNA of Paecilomyces variotii, 1327 nucleotides long. Its product is annotated as U3 small nucleolar RNA-associated protein 6-domain-containing protein. The coding region runs from base 86 to 1267 and encodes 393 amino acids. NCBI's taxonomy places the organism in Eukaryota, Fungi, Ascomycota, Eurotiomycetes, Eurotiales, Thermoascaceae. The transcript has 2 exons. Gene Ontology annotation, molecular function: protein binding; snoRNA binding. Gene Ontology annotation, cellular component: small-subunit processome; Pwp2p-containing subcomplex of 90S preribosome. The record is from RefSeq and is a predicted model, not a curated record. Gene Ontology annotation, biological process: maturation of SSU-rRNA from tricistronic rRNA transcript (SSU-rRNA, 5.8S rRNA, LSU-rRNA).
UAACUUUUUGUGCCUGUGAAAGACGAUAAUAAAUUAAUUAUUAUCAGUCUGCAAGCAAAGCAGGUCUUCAAAUCCAGCAGCCACUAUGGCGGGUGCCAGCGACAAGGCGCGCUUCUAUCUGGAGCAGUCGGUUCCCGAGCUGAGGGAAUACGAGAAGAAAAAAAUAUUCAGCAAGGAGGAAAUCACAUCGAUCGCAAAGAAACGAUCAGACUUUGAGCAUAAGUUGAACGCUCGAGGAGCGCAACCUGUGGAUUUCGCCCGAUAUGCAGAAUAUGAAAUGAAUCUGGAUCUUCUCCGGCGAAAAAGAACAAAGAGGCUAGGGAUCAAGAUGCCCGCGCAUACGGGUCAGCGACGAAUUUUCUUCAUCCUGGAACGUGCGACACGGAAGUUCCAUGGAGACGUCAGUCUUUGGCUUCAAUAUAUCGAAUACGCCAGACAGCAGAAAGCACAUAAGAAGCUCUCUCAGAUUUUCACUAAUGCGCUUCGUCUACAUCCCACCAACGCUGAGCUCUGGAUCUAUGCGGCCAAAUAUGUUCUCGAUGAUCAUGCGGACAUGACGCAGGCUAGAAGUUACAUGCAGCGGGGAUUGCGGUUCUGCAAGAGUUCGAAAACGUUGUGGAUUCAGUAUGCUAAACUGGAGAUGAUCUACAUCACUAAGAUCUCUGCUCGACGCCAAAUACUAGGUCUUGACCGUGUCCAGGAGGACGCAGAGCCAGCCACGACAGCGGACGAUCAUGAUGCCGACAUGAUUGCUCUCCCCAAGGUCACGGCUGAAGACAUCAACCCGACGCUCGGUCAGGACGAGGGGGUCGACCAGGUCGCGCUGCAGAACCUCAAGUCCACGCCCGCCUUGAGCGGCGCCAUUCCUAUGGCUAUUUUCGAUACUGCCAUGAAACACUUCAACAACGAUGAUCGCUUCGGACACGACUUCUACGACAUGGUCUCCCAGUUUGAAGGGACGGAAUGCUUCCGCAAGAUCCUUGGUCAUGUUGUGGACGCUCUGCUCGCAAGCUCCCCAGGAAGCUACCACACAAGAAUAUGCUACAUCAAGUUCCCGACAGCCGGUAUCAGUGUCACAUCUCCUGAGUUCCCACGAGCCUUUGGGGCUUCUCUGAGUCGCUUAAAGGAAGGCCCACAGGAUAAGAAACUGGCGGAAGAGAUGGUGAAAUGGCUGCGGCCCUUGACGGAGAAGGAGGAGCUAGAUCCGGCUUUGUUCAAAGUGCUGUCUGCAACUCUGCAGAGAUCCCAACGUACUCUCGAUGAGUAGGGUAAUAAAAAAAGUUUGCAAUUGGUCCCGCCGUGGGAGUUUGUCGAUGUAUCAAAAAGG